This is a messenger RNA of Amaranthus tricolor (Joseph's coat), 2914 nucleotides long. RefSeq names its product probably inactive leucine-rich repeat receptor-like protein kinase At5g06940. Gene Ontology annotation, molecular function: protein kinase activity; receptor serine/threonine kinase binding; ATP binding. The transcript has 2 exons. NCBI's taxonomy places the organism in Eukaryota, Viridiplantae, Streptophyta, Magnoliopsida, Caryophyllales, Amaranthaceae. Bases 50 to 2701 code for a protein of 883 amino acids. Gene Ontology annotation, biological process: protein phosphorylation. The record is from RefSeq and is a predicted model, not a curated record.
AGGCCAAACACUUGCAGCCAAGCUCACUCACUUCACUUACUAACCUCCAAUGGCUACCUUCUGCUACAACAUUCAUUACUUCCCAUUCAUCUUUCUUUAUCUUCUUAUUCCCAUAAUCAAUACCUCUACAAUAUCUGAAUCUGAAAUUCUUCUUACAUUCAAAUCCUCCAUUAAAGACUCUUCCCAUUUUCUCUCUUCUUGGUCUAAUACUUCACUUUCUCAUCACUGUAACUGGACUGGAAUCACCUGUUCUAAUUCUCCAUCUUUCUCUGUUAUUUCCAUUGACCUUCAUAAUCUCAAUCUUUCAGGCGAAUUCUCCCCUUCAAUAUGUCAACUUCCCAAUCUUUCUUCCCUUAAUCUUGCUGAUAAUCUCUUCAAUCAACCAAUCCCACUUCAUUUCUCUCAAUGUGAAUCUUUAGUAAGUCUAAAUCUUAGCAGUAAUCUUAUAUGGGGUACUAUCCCAGAACAGAUUUCUCAGUUUUCUUCAUUGGAAAAGCUUGAUUUAAGUAGAAAUCAUAUUGAAGGUAAAAUCCCAGAAAGCAUUGGGUUUUUACAAGAUUUGAAAGUUCUUAAAUUUGCUAAUAAUUUGCUUGUUGGUAAUCUUCCUAGGGUUUUUAGUAACUUCACUCAACUUGUUGUUCUUGAUUUGUCUGAGAAUCCUUUUCUGGUGAGUGAGAUUCCUUCUGACAUUGGUAAGAUGGAAAAGCUUGAGCAGCUUUUUCUACAAAGUUCUGGGUUUUUUGGGGUGAUUCCUGACACUUUUCUGGGUUUAAACAAUCUAAAAGUUCUCGACCUUUCGCAAAAUAAUCUAACUGGUGAACUUCCCGAGAAUCUGAGUGAUUCAUUGAGAAAUUUGGUUGAUUUUGAUGUUUCAUCCAAUAAGCUUAGUGGGUUUUUCCCAAAUCAAAUUUGUAGUGUAAAAUCCCUAAUUAAUCUUUAUCUUCAUACAAAUCACUUUACUGGGUUAUUACCUGAAAAUAUUAGCCAAUGCUUGAAUUUAGAAAGAAUUCAAGUGCAAAACAAUGAUUUUUCAGGACAUUUUCCUAAUGGGUUAUGGUCAUUACCUAAGAUUAGGCUAAUUAGAGCUGAAAACAAUAGAUUUUCUGGUGAAAUUCCUGAAACUAUAUCAAUUUCAACCCAAUUAGAACAAGUUCAGAUUGAUAAUAACAGCUUUACUGGUAUAAUUCCUCAGGGAUUUGGAUCAGUUAAGAGCUUAUACAGAUUCUCUGCUACAAACAACCAAUUAUUUGGUAAUCUCCCUCCUAAUUUUUGCGAUUCUCCUGUUAUGAGCAUUAUAAAUUUUUCCCAAAACUCGAUUUCAGGUCGAAUUCCUCAAGUGAAGAAAUGUAGAAAGUUAGUAUCUUUAUCUCUUGCUAGUAACAGUUUUGAAGGAGAAAUCCCACAUUCACUUGGGGAAUUACCUGUUCUAACAUACCUUGAUCUAUCAGAUAACAAUCUCACUGGUUCAAUCCCAGAAGAGCUUCAAAACUUAAAGUUAGCAUUGUUCAAUGUGUCAUAUAAUCAACUAUCUGGGAGGGUACCUUUCCUGUUAAUGACAGGCCUCCCAGCAUCAUAUUUGCAAGGAAACCCUGGUCUUUGUGGUCCGGGGUUGCCUAAUUCAUGUCAAGGGGAAGAAAAAAUGCACCAAAAUAGCGUUCAUACAAAGCUUGGUUAUGCCCUUAUAUCAGUAGCUGUAACUAUUGCUGUUUUCAUGGCUAUUUCGAUCACUAUCUUGAUCCAUCGUCGUUUUAAGCAGAAACCCGAAAUGGGUGUUUGGCAUUCUGUUUUCUUCUACCCAUUAAGGAUUUCAGAACAGGAUUUGGUUAUGGCAAUCAAUGAGAAAACUUCAAUAUCAGAUAGUGGCACUUUUGGGAGUGUUCAUAUUAUAAGCUUACCAAGUAGUGAACUUAUUGCUGUGAAAAAGUUGGUGAAUUCUGGUAAACAAUCAGUAAAAACAUUGAAAGGAGAAAUCAAGACAUUAGCAAAGAUUAGACAUAAGAAUAUUGUUAAAAUUCUUGGGUUUUGUUGUACAGAAGAUUCAAUCCUUCUUAUUUAUGAGUAUUUGAGUAAGGGAAGUUUGGGUGAUACACUUGGUAGGCCUAAUUUUCAAAUGCAGUGGAAUUUUAGGUUGAAAAUUGCUAUUGGGGUUGCUCAAGGCUUAGCAUAUCUUCAUAAUGAUUACUCCCCAAAUCUUCUUCAUAGAGAUGUUAAAUCAUGUAAUAUUCUUCUUGAUGGUGAUUUUGAGCCCAAGAUUACAGAUUUUGCUCUUGAUAAAAUUGUGGGUGAUGCUUCAUUUCUGUCUUCUUUGGCCUUUGACUCUUCAUCUUCUUGUUAUGUUGCACCAGAAUGCAAAUAUGAGAAAAAGGGGACACAAGAGAUGGAUGUGUACAGCUUUGGCGUGGUGCUGUUAGAACUCGUAACAGGAAGGCAAGCACGGAUGACAGACUCAGACGAACCUUCUCUAGAUAUAAUAAAGUGGGUUAGACGGAAGAUCAACAUUGCUAACGGGUCUGAACACGUACUUGACCCUAGAAUAUCGCCUUCGUCUAAGGAAGAAAUGCUCGGUGCUUUAGAACUCGGUAUCCACUGCACGAAUGUAAUGCCUGAAAAAAGGCCAUCCAUAGCUGAGGUUGUCAGGGCACUCCAAAGUCUUGGCUCGAAAUCUAGCUCUCGACGUGUACAAGAACAGCUUACUUCCUAGAGCAAUGGUGGUGCACUUUCGGUUUGAAAGAUUAGCAGCAGUAACCACCCAAGUAAAGCCUCAUCUUAGUAAUAUUAUUAUGUAAAUUCAGCUCAGUUUACUUUCUGUUCUUGAGGAAGCUGUGUUCACUGUUCUGUCUCAGUAUCAGCGUGCAUAUAUAUACUGGCUUGUAAACUUUUAAUGGGUUUGAAUACAAUUUAAAAGUUAUAUCAA